Molecule: messenger RNA, 2795 nt
Organism: Perca flavescens (yellow perch)
Lineage: Eukaryota; Metazoa; Chordata; Actinopteri; Perciformes; Percidae
Product: KIAA0586 ortholog
Exons: 18
Coding region: 1-2619 (872 amino acids)
Biological process (GO): smoothened signaling pathway
Cellular component (GO): ciliary basal body; centriole
Source: RefSeq, a predicted model, not a curated record
AUGUUUCACAUAGACUUGACGGAGGAGGUCCGGAUCAAGAAGACAGUGGACGCCUGGAUCACCUCUUCAACCAAACACAUCCAGGUGAGCCAACACCUGGGACACACCUGGGACACCUGGGACACACCUGGGACAGCUGGGACACCUGGGAUACCUGGGAUACCUGGAGGCGGAGAUGUCCUCGGAGGAUGCUGCCAUCGAACACGCCGGGCGGCGGUGACAUCACAGCAGAGGGCUGCUGAAAGCUCCGCCCCCAAAGGUUGGGGGAGGCCAGUGAGCGCGCUCAGAGGAACAGGAAGUAGGACUGUGGCGGCGAGUCUUACAACAGGAAGUAGGACUGCUGUGGGGAGAGGAAGAAGAAGAAGACAGACAGCUGGACACGGACCAGUCUGUCUUGAUUUGAUCCAUAACGUUAGGGCUCCGGGGGCGGAGCCUGAGGGCUCUCCGGGGGCGGAGCCUAAGGACGCGCCCAGCGAGGCGUACCUGCAGCGUCUGUACGGCCGGGCGCCGUACGACGGUCUGAGGCGAACGCUGAAGAAGAGUCCGUACCUUCGCCUCAGCUCUCCGACCUCGCCGCUCGGCAGGAAGUCCCGCCCCCGGCUGGUGGAGAGCGUCACAGGUGUGAAGCUAAAGUCCUGUAAGACUCAGACGUGUUUAGCUCCGCCCAUCGCUCCGUCACCUGGACAACCGCAGCCUCAUGACGUCAUCAUCAGAGCAGGCGUUCCCAUGGCGAUCCCACUGGGUCGUCCCAGGAUGGACUCGUCCUCCAGGCGUCUCGCCCGGCGUAAACAGGAAGUGACAUCACCACUAACUGCUCCUCCCACAGCUGGCGCGGUUGCUGUUGACGAUGAGGACGGAGCAUCCGAGCAACAGUCUCAGGAGCAGCUGGAAGCUCCGCCCCCCGGUGACAUCAUGAGGAAUGAGAGUGAAGCUCCGCCCCCCGAUGACAUCAUGAGGAAUGAGAGUGAAGAAGAAGAGGACGAAGACGUUUUCCCUGGAACUGACUUCCUGUCUGUCGCUGAUGUCGUCGUCCAGCAGGAGGAUGUGAGUGUUGUGGAGUUGGAUGGAGGUCCGUCCCCCCCUCUGGUUCUGUAUCAGGGCCCGGUGUUCCCCCCCCCCCGCGCGGCGCUCCCUGCCCAGGACCAGGACCAGGCCUCUGUCCCGGGACACAACGAGCAGAGAGACAUCCUGGAGACCCGCAUGCUGGAGUGGGUGGAGCAGCAGCUGAUGUCCAGGAUGAUCUCAGAGAUGUACCGCCCCCCUCCAUCUGACCCCGCCCACAACCACUCCGUCGACCAAUCAGAUUCCGAGGAGCGCAGCGUCACCUCAGACAUCGUGGAGGCAGCCGGAGGCGGAGGUCUGCAGCUGUUCGUAGACUCCAGCGUGUCGGUGGACUCGGCUCUGAUCCGGCGGCUGGUUAACGAGGUCCUGACGGAGCACGUGGCCCUGAUGCUGGGCCAGAGAGACUCCCUGGAACCAGAACCAGGACAAGGUCCACAACCAGGACCAGGAGAACAUCAGAAGGAAGAACCGGUGCCUCUGGUUCAGACACCGGUGCCGACACCCCCGCCCAGCCCCACCCCUCCCAGCAGAGAGACUCCGCCCCUGGCCACGCCCCCUCCCUCUGAACCAACCAGCCCGCUGGAUGACGAGCCUCCUCAGCCAAUCACAGCUCCAGAGCGUGUAGUCACGCCCACUUCCAGCCCAGAGCCCGCCUACUCCGCAGAAAGUCCUCCUGCUGUCCCUCAAGCCCCGCCCCCUCUCACCUGGGGCGACUCUGAGCUGCCAUUGGACGAGGAGAGACCAGAAGAAGAUGUGGAUGCACGCGCACAGCUGCUGGUGAUGUCUGUAGCAGAGGAAGAGCCUCCUCUCUCCUCCCCGUCUCUCCCCCCUCCUCCCGGUCCUGAACCUGGACCAGCGCCGGAACCAGCCUCACCGUCUGACUCCUCCUCCUCCUCCUCCUCCUCCUCCUCCUCCAGCACCACCAGCAUCUCCACGGCGACCGUAGCGACCGAAGCAGCGCUGAAACACAUCUCAGAGGGAGAACUGCUCAUCAGUGUCAACCAGCUGGCUGCCAUCACAGAGGAUGGGGCUGUCUGCAGUUUCUCCAGCUCUCUCCACGAGCUGCAGGACAUGGACUUUGACCCCCCCAGUGAAGGACAAUUCGGUGGUCACAACCUCCUGCUAACCAAGACACCCCGAGGAGAGAGACCACAACCAGAGGGCUCCUGGGGGAGAGAGGAGGAGGAGAAGGAGGAGGAGGAGGAGGAGGAGGAGAGUGUGGGGGAGGUGAGAGACCACAGGACUACAAACCCUUACAGGACUACAAACCCCAGCAGUAGAGAGGCCCGGCGGGGUCAGUGCUCCUCCCCCGGACAGAUCAGUCCAUGUGCAGAUGUGUCGGACGUCAGCUGUGAAGCGACCAAUCAGGGCUCGGUUGCCAUGGAGCCAGGCGGUACCCUGACCUCUGAGCUCGACCUAUCGCUGUCUCCUCCUCCACACACACAGCUCCACAGACACACAGCUGAGCAGCAGCAGAGGCUGGAGGUGUACCUUCCCUCCGUCACGCUGCAGGACCGAGACGCAGACACGUCCUCCUCCACCGACAACAUCUUCUAAAAGAAAUCCAUCAUCGUCAUGGUUUCACCUCUUCAUCAUCAUGGUUUCAACUCGUCAUCGUCAUGGUUUCAACUCGUCAUCGUCAUGGUUUCAACUCGUCAUCGUCAUGGUUUCAACUCGUCAUCGUCAUGGUUUCAACUUGCUGAUAAACACUAUAAAUCUAUGCAUGUUUUUAC